AUGCCGGACGACGAGCAGGCGGUGGCGGUGGCGGUGGCGGCGCCAUGCGGGGCGUGCAGGACGCUGCGGCGCAGGUGCGUGCCGGGCUGCGUCUUCGCGCCCUACUUCACGGCGGAGGACUUCGCGGCCGUGCACGGCGUCUUCGGCGCCAGCAACGUGUCCAAGAUGCUGGAGCGCAUCGAGCUCCCCGAGCAGCGGGCGGUGGCCGCGGCCACGCUCGUCGAGGAGGCCAGGGCGCGGCAGCUUGACCCCACCUUCGGCCGCGUCUCCUACCUCCGCAUCCUCCAGGAGGUGAACGACAAGGCCAGGACGCAGGUGGACGAGGCGCGGGAGGAGAUCGCCAGGGAGUUCGGCGCCCUGGCCGCGUCCCAGCCCGUCGACGUCGCGGCCGCGGCGCCCGCGGCUAGGGUGGAGGCGCGGGCGCAGGUCGACGCCGCGCUCAAGCACGCCAGGGAGCAGGACGCCAGGCUGAUCGGCCUCGCCGGCGCCACGGGCGAGCAGCAGCACCUUGUGGCGCAACACGCCGAGAACGAGCACGCCGUCGCCCUUGGGCACGGCCACCCGGUCGACAUAUCCCAGGAGAUGAUGCAGCUGCAGGAGUUGUUGGACAUGGCAGAGCUCGCCAGAAACGAGCAGAUGAUGAAGAAUGACGUGAUGACGGAGAUGGGGCAGUGGGACGCGGCGGCGGGGGUCGCGAGGGAGCCGGACGUGAUGACGAUGACGCAGCAGAUGCCGGCCAAUGCGUGGCAACACCGAGACCCCGCCCCGCAGUAUGCCGGGAUGUGUGACGGGCGGCCCCUGGAGAUGCCGCAGCAGAUGGAGGAAGCCUCCACGGCGGAGCUUGCCAAGACGACGACGGGCAACAUGUCGCAGCAAUUCGCCUGGGCACAGCAGCACCACGACCCUGCGGCGGCGCAACACGCGUCGCCGUGCCACCAUCAGAUGGCUGCCGCGUCCGCGUCGCAGGUGGCGAGCGAGCAGGACAUGCUGCUGCUGCUCCAGCAGCACCAGGUCGGGGCGGCGGAGUUGCCGUCCACCGGCGGCGCUCGUCAGUUCGACAACCUCGCCGCGCAAUACGGUGACACGGAGCUCACGCUGGGGUACGGCCACCCGGACAUGCACCAGCAGGUGGUCGCCGCGGGGCAGGUCGCCAGAGUACAGGACAUGAACUCGCCGCAGCUGGCCGCGCGCGCGCACCAGCACCACGCUCAGAACGGGCUCGACAUCGCCCUUGGAAACGGCCACCCAGGCGACGCCGAAACCCAGGCGAUGCUGCAAGAGUUGGCCGCCAUCCUAGAGCUCGCGGACGAGCGGGCAAUGAUCAGGAAGCAGUGGGAGCAGGACGCGAGGACGAUGAUGACGCAGCAGGACCCGGACGCUGCGUGGCUGCAGGAGAUGCUGGGGCAGAAGCAGAUUGAGAAAGCGUCUAGGCCAGACGGCCCAGACCUCGAUAAGCGGCUGGAGAUCAUGUCGCGGCAAGCCGAGGCUCGGCACGCCCAGAAAGAGCUCGGCAUCACCCCGGAUGGUUCAGCACAGGGGAUCCUGCAGGCGCAGGAGUUGUCCGCCAUGGCAGAGAUGCAAAGAAAACGGGAAAUGGUCAUGAGGCAGUUCUUCGUCGCGGCGGCGCGCGCUAGAGAGCAGGAACUGAUCACGCAGCAGGCCGCCGCAGCGCAGCAGCAGCCCGUGGCGCAGCAGUACUCCGAGACAGAGCUCGACGUCUCGCUGGGGCAAGGCCACGGCCACCCGUACUGGCACCAGCCGACGGUGCAGGAGAUGGUGCAGAAGAAGCAGCUGCCGACGGUGCAACAGAUGUUGGAGGAGGAGCAGCUGGCCGAGGCGGUUGGAUUCGGCAGGCACCAGCCCGAUACGACUUUGGUGCAGCAGGUCCCAGCCUACGCGAACGGUGAGCAUGGAGGCGGCGCCGGCGCCACAAUGGCGUUCCUGUCGCCGGGGUAUGCCAAGGCCGCGCCAUUCCGCGUCGACCAGCAACUACAGACAAAUGGGCACCAAAUGGAUUCAUCUCUGCCACCGAUGCCACCGUCGUUGAGCCAGCUGCAUGCCCAAGCGUCGCACCAGCAAAGAACCGAUGGCGGUGGCCAGGGUCUGAGCUCAGAUUUGGCGGCAUACUUGCACUAUGAAUCCUUGUCCAGGCAUGGAACGGCAGGCUUCAACAGGGGUAGCGAGGGUCCGGAGAGGAGAUGAGGCAGUUGUCAGAACCAGAUGCAGGAUUUGCACCUGAAAGCCUGAAUUUUGAGGAUAUGUUGAUGUCAUACUCAUGUAUGCUGCCUGAAUUUUGAGGAUGGUUGCAUGGAUGCAUACUGGUGUUCAGUUCGUUUUGAUGCUCGCGAAGCGAUAUCUUUGUGGAUGAAAUUGAGAUGGUUAUAUUGGAUUGGAUAUUUGGAUUCUACAGUUUGCUGUUGCAGCUUGUAUGCUUUUCAGUUUCAGUGAUUGGUUUUUCGAUGACGAAUAUGCUGUGAUUUAACUUGGUA
Sorghum bicolor (sorghum) is the source of this 2489-nucleotide messenger RNA. RefSeq lists its product as uncharacterized. The record is from RefSeq and is a predicted model, not a curated record. Gene Ontology annotation, cellular component: nucleus. The coding region runs from base 1 to 2202 and encodes 733 amino acids. The transcript has 4 exons. Lineage: Eukaryota; Viridiplantae; Streptophyta; Magnoliopsida; Poales; Poaceae. Gene Ontology annotation, biological process: hormone-mediated signaling pathway; positive regulation of DNA-templated transcription.